AUGUCACGGCCCCAGGGUCCGGUGGCACCUGAGCUGUCAAGUAGGCAUGAUCCCCCAUACUCUAGCCCCUGGGAUGGUAUGCAUGAGAAUUUCAUUCGCACAAACAGAAGACGGGAGUCGGAGUUGGGGUUUGUCGCGGAGAACAAUCCAUUCGCUUUCUCUCCCGGUCAGCUUAGCAAGCUAUUAAACCCAAAGAGUCUUGCCGCAUUCCAUGCCUUGGGCGGACUUUCUGGGUUAGAAAAGGGUUUACGGACAAAUUUAAUGCGAGGUCUUAGCCUUGCUCAAGCAGAUUUUGAGGGCAAUGUUAGUUUUGAAAAUGAAAGUGAACCAACCUCCCAGAAUCUGGAUUCAGGCAGAUCGAGUCCCAGGUUGUCGGGAACAAGCAUUGAACCAAGCAGCACCGAUGAAGCAUAUUCGGAUCGGAAGCGAGUAUUUGGACAGAACAAGCUGCUUGAAAAGUCACCAAAGAGUUUCCUUCAUUUUGCACUGAUGGCGAUCAAUGGUAAAAUCGUGGGGCUGUUAACAAUACUAGCUCUGGCGAUCCUUGCGCUGGAGCUUUACGAUUCGACGACGGCACGUUCAACUGCUCAAUCCUAUCGGGUCGAGGGGAUGACUAUAUUCGUUGCCAUUUUAACAGUGAUGCUAGUAGGCGCCGCCCAUGAUAUACAAAAGGAACGAUACUCCUUGGAACUUACAAGAAGGAAGGAAGUCCGGUUUGUUAAGGUCAUGCGUUCUGGCAAAACGGUCUUGAUUUCUGUCUAUGACAUUUUGGUGGGUGAUGUGAUACAUCUGGAGCCUGGAGACCUUGUGCCAGUCGAUGGAAUCUUGGUCGAGGGCUACGGUUUGAAGUGCGAUGAAAGCUCUGCGACAGGAGAGUCAGACACGGCGCGCAAAACAUCUGCACAUGACGUUUCUUAUUCAGUCGAGACACAAGAGCAACCUUCGAAAAUCGACCCAUUUAUCUUAUCCGGGUCCAAGAUCAUGGAAGGCGUAGGGACCUGCCUGGUCACAGCUGUUGGGGUUCAUUCAACAUGGGGUAGGAUAAUGAUGAGUAUCCACGACGGUGAUGGCAAAAUCAAGAUCAGAAGGGAUUUCCUUGCUAGUGAGAUUCUUCGAUCUGGAAUUUCUAUUGGCCUGCUGCUUUUCAUUAUGCUCUCUGGCAUGUUGCUCGCUCAACGGAGCAACGUCAUCGACGCCAUUACGGAUGUCGCCCAAAUACUUAAGCACGUCCAAAUCGUGACUACGAAAAUACUUUCCGGGCAAGAGAAUUUCUCAAGGGUCACCACAUUUGCCUUUGAAUCAGCAAGCAGAUUCGUGACCCCAUUGAAAACCCACAAGGCCACCAAGGUCACCACUAUCAGCUCCGAUAAGACGACCACUCUGAGGAAUUAUUUGUGGAGCAAUUUUCCUGUAGCUUUUACGCUUCCUUGGAGCCAUGGAGAUGGUUUACAAAAGAUCGCCCACGGGGCAGUGUACUCUGGACCAGCCAUACAUUGCAGAUCAAGAUUCGUCCUUCCACUAAGAAUUAGCAAUACCGAAGUGGAUGCCCUGCCGGAUACUGGGGCUGAUGAAAAUGCCAUAUCGUUUGACUGUGCACGCCGCCUUGGAAUCAAAAUCGAGCGCGGUCUCGACUCUGAGAGUAGCGCCGCAUUUCGUCUCGCCAAUGGCCGGAUGGUCAAGAGCUGCGGUAUUGUAAGGAUCCCACUGUCAUUUGCUAAGGGGAACAAGAAACCCUUCAAAAGGCCAAUUUCUUUCACGGUUUUUUACGCCCUCGCUGUACCGAUGAUUCUGGGUCGGGAGUUUCUAAAAGACACGGAAACCUUGAGUCGCUAUACUAAUCGCCUAAAAAGGACGACGACUACCCUGUCAUCUUCCAUCCCCCGCAUCAUGCAUCUCAACGUGGCCAAGGAAAGGAUGCUUUGCUAUGUCAAUGGUGUCCCGGUGUACGCUAACGCCGACACGGGAGCUGAAAUGAACCUCGCAUCACCAGAGUGGGCAAAGCGGCACGGUGCAGUUAUUUCAAAGCCCGAUCCAGGUUACGAAGAAGUUAUGUUGGCGGAUCGUAGCUGUGCGCGGAUACUUGGACAGUUCAAUGCUCGCUUCCAAGUGCACGAUGAAUCCAAGCCCCGGGGGAAAAGUCGCUCUAGAGUAUCGACAAGGACAUUCUUCAUUCUUGGGGGCUUGACAUCAGAAAUUCUGUUGUGUCAAGACUUGCUAUUUGAUGUUCGCGCUUUCAAAGAGCGAAAGAAAUCUUUUGUUCUAUGCAAUGCUCCGACUUCUGGCUCGUUCUUGGAUGUCAACUUCGUCACCUGGCUUUCCAAACGAGAGAAAAGAUUUCUCGGGUUCUUUAAGGCGCACAAGGAACCGAACAAAAUUGCCGCAGCGGUCCAAAGUGAAGCAGAGUUCCGGCUAAAACUUGAUGAUGACGAUGCUCGCGAACAACACAUACAUAAACAUGCCAAGCUUGCGGUGUACCACUUUCAGGAGCCAGAGAGAUCCAGGCGUCUCGAAGCGGAAAACAAAAGACACCGCGAAUAUAUUCAAGGCAGAGAGAGAAGAGAACGCGAAUAUUAUUAUAGACUGGCAGUAGCGGCUGCACCGCAAAACACGAUCUCCAGUUGCUAG
Molecule: messenger RNA, 2625 nt
Organism: Penicillium waksmanii
Lineage: Eukaryota; Fungi; Ascomycota; Eurotiomycetes; Eurotiales; Aspergillaceae
Product: retropepsin-like aspartic protease
Exons: 1
Coding region: 1-2625 (874 amino acids)
Biological process (GO): intracellular calcium ion homeostasis
Cellular component (GO): intracellular membrane-bounded organelle
Molecular function (GO): P-type calcium transporter activity
Source: RefSeq, a predicted model, not a curated record